Messenger RNA from Gasterosteus aculeatus aculeatus (three-spined stickleback), 2968 nucleotides. It is a transcript of the gene ccdc93, whose product is annotated as CCC complex scaffolding subunit CCDC93. The record is from RefSeq and is a predicted model, not a curated record. Gene Ontology annotation, biological process: Golgi to plasma membrane transport. NCBI's taxonomy places the organism in Eukaryota, Metazoa, Chordata, Actinopteri, Perciformes, Gasterosteidae.
GUGCUCUGACUUCAGCUGGACUGCUGCGAGCCGCCAGGUUUCUGCUUCAGUCACGUAACAUCAGACACCACAAAAGUAUUCAAUAAAACCAGAUAAGGUCGCUGGUCGCUUUUGACAAGAAGUCGCCAAGAGGGUUGGGAUAGUCAAUGUACCAAACAGCGAAGGAGCCUGCGCAUGCGCAUAUCUUAAGUCAUACUUUCGACUUUCUACCCCUUCUUUUUUGUGUGGCGGAAAUGGGCCUCCGUAGGAAAUUGCCCGUCAAAUGAUCUAGCAAAACAAAGACCACGUGCCCGUCAUGUGUUACGGUGACGUCACACAUCGCUGCAGCUGAUCAUGGCGGCGCCUCCGUCGGUUUUCCACAGAGUGAGAAGUGGCUCUAAAGUCGGAGCCCAGUAUGACCAGGACGGAAACCUCAUUCAGGUGGAAACCCGAGAGGAUGAAGAGCAGAGCGUCAAGCUGUCGGAGAUCCUGGAGCUGCUGCUGGCUGCUGGUUACUUCAGAGCCCGGAUCAAAGGCUUGUCCCCUUUCGAUAAGGUGGUAGGCGGUAUGACCUGGUGCAUCACCACCUGUAACUUUGACAUCGACGUGGAUCUACUUUUCCAAGAAAACUCUACUAUUGGCCAGAAAAUAGCACUGACGGAGAAAAUAGUCUCUGUUCUACCGAAGAUGAAGUGUCCACAUUGCCUCGAGCCACAUCAAAUCCAAGGGCUGGAUUAUAUCCACAUUUUCCCAGUGAUACAGUGGCUGGUGAAGCGAGCGAUAGAGACCAGGGAAGAGAUGGGCGACUAUGUGAGAGCCUACUCCAUUUCUCAGUUCCAGAAGACCCACCGCUUACCAGAGGAUGAAGAGUUUCUUCAGAGGAAAGACAAAGCUGUGAGAACCGUUCUGGAUGUAUUGGAUGUUUACAAACCUCAGAGGAAGUACAGGAGGCAGAAAGAUGCAGGCGAGCUGCUGGAUGAGGAGUCCAGGGUUCACUCCACUCUGCUCGAAUACGGCAGGCGUUAUGGAUUCAGCAAACAGUCCAAACAAGACACGGGGGACCAGAGGAAGGCUUCGCUGGCCAGUGGCUCUCAGGCAGCGGCCCCCAGGAUGCCAGACCUGUUAGACCAAGACCGCUUGCAGGUGGUGGAGGAGAUGCGUAUCGAAACACUCAUGACCAGCAUGGCUGCCAUGGCAAAUGAAGAGGGAAAGCUGACUGCGAGUGCAGUGGGCCAAAUAGUGGGACUGCAGUCUGAGGAGAUCAAACAGAUCGUCUCGGAGUACGCUGAAAAGCAGUCGGAGCUGUCUUCAGAGGAGCGCUCGGAGCGUUAUGGCCCGCUGCAGCAGCACCGCAGGGCCGUGGCCUCACUCAACAAACAGAUCGAGCAGAAGACUAAAGAACUGGUCCAGCUACAAGCCAAGUAUGAAAAGGUGAAAACGGGCUGUGACGAUGCCAAGAGAAAUCUAACUGAGGCUAAUGAGCACUCCAAGAAAGUGGUGAGAGAGCUGAAGAGUUUGGACGAGCUGGAGGAGCAGGCGGACAUCGGCUUGCUGGAGAAGCUGAGUGCUCUAGUGACCACAAAUGAGAACCUUAAGCAGCAGGAGCAGGAGUUCCGCACACAUUGCAGAGACGAGAUGGCCCGUCUACAACAGAACAUUGAGGAGCUCAACCCGGUGUCGGGACAGGACACAGAGGAGGAGAAAGAGAGGAACCAACUGAUAGAGAAACAGCACAGCACAGACCGAGAGAAACUACAGAAGAUCCGUCUGCUCAUGGCUCGGAGGAACCGAGAGAUCGCCAUCCUGCAGAGGAAGAUCGAUGAGGUGCCGAGCCGGGCUGAGCUGACUCAGUAUCAGAAGAGAUUCAUCGAACUCUACAGCCAGGUUUCUGCAACACAUAAGGAGACCAAGCAGUUCUUCACGCUGUAUAACACGUUAGACGACAAGAAGGUUUAUCUGGAGAAGGAGGUGAAUCUGUUGAAUUCCAUUCAUGACAACUUCCACCAAGCCAUGUCGUCUUCAGCAGCCAGGGAGCAGUUCCUCAGGCAGAUGGAGCAAAUAGUGGAGGGGAUCAAACAGAGUCGCAUCAAGAUGGAGAAGAAGAAGCAGGAGAACAAAAUGAGGAGAGAUCAACUGAACGACGAGUACCUGGAGCUGCUUGACAAGCAGAGGCUUUACUUCAAAACUGUCAAAGACUUUAAAGAGGAGUGCCGCAAAAACGAGAUGUUGCUGUCCAAGUUGAGGGCGAAAGGAGCCUCGUAGAUCCUGCACAGCCGCAUGAUGUCUGAGUUAAUCGAUCGCAGACUAACAGAAUACAAAUAGUACUUGGUUUUUGGAAUAUUCCAUACUUUGUUUAACUCUUCUAACUUGAUGCCUCUACUUUAAGAUUACUGCACAUUACAUUUACAAUGUGCUGAAUCCAGCUGACUGAAUGCCAAUAAUUGUUCAAUUAGAAAAAAAGAAGCUCUUAAAAAUGUAAUGUGUUUUGUCCACAAUCACCACAAAUUACCAACCACGUGCUCAGCAUCUCGUCAGACCAUUUAAAAGUGUUUUUUUUGUAACUAAUUAAGAAUUGAACUUAUUGAAUUAGUUGCAGCCCUGUGACCAAAACCUGAAAUGUUUUCUUUGUGUAAAAUCUAAUCUUAACUGGACCAAUGUUGACUUUCAUGCCUGACCUAGAAAGCUGUACAGAAUCCACCCACCUCUUUGUUGAUGGUGAAGUGGGGCUGCUUCAGAGAGGGCUACUUGAAUAUGUGGUUAGCUAUAUUACAGGGUUUUUAGGAAAAUCCUCAAAUUUGUGAAAGUAUGUGAAAAGUUUCCUAGUGCAACUUGGAACAUCAGUCUUUGUAUGUAAAGUUCUUAAUGAUGAUGCUGUUUGUAUGUUCCUCUGAAGUUCUAAUUCACUUCACGUCUUAGAUUGGCCUCAUUAUCCAAUAAGGAUGUACAACCACCAUUUAAUAAAUAAACAUUGUUCUAUUAAGGAUUGAAA